UACAAUAAUAAACAUUGUGCCAAAUCUUAUUGAGUUCCUUUCAUCGAAUGAAUGCCGAGUUCAAUUUAAAUGCAGGAAUCGUGAAGUGAAGGAGCAGUAGAACUUUAAGUUUUUAAGUAUUUUAAUUAAAUAGUAUUUGCUUUUGCAAGGACCUGGAUUACCUUGUAAAAGUGCUGACAUCAAAGCGCAUUAAAUAUCAAUGAUAAUAAUAUAGCUUACAACACAACUAAACAUAAACAAUACUUCCUUCCGUACAUUUACAAACCACAACGGACCCACCUACAACUAAGCCAACUUCUAAGCGAAGUAGUGCCACACUUCGUAUUUCGUUAAAACCUCGCAAGAAAAACUUUCCAGUGCACGUAGCUCGCAUAACGUCGACCCUCAAUCCACUACAAGGAAUGAGCAAAUAAGAAACUUGGAAAACUUUUCAAAGCACUUAGCGCAUCAGAGCCAUUUUUGUUGCAUCCAAGUUUGCUAAUUUUUUUCUACUUUUGCAAUUUUUGCAGUGUGGCAGCGUAUCUAUACGCUGUCAACCGGCGUCGGUACCGGUAAAAAAUUUAACAUACACACGUACACAUAGAGUGAGAGAGAGAGUCAGUGACUCUAUCGCUACAAUAGAAGACAAUUGUGGGUUUAAAAAGUUUUAAUACCCAAACAACAUCAAAGCAGCUGCUGUGCAUUUGUGAAGUUUCGAUGCAAGUAGAGGAAGCGAUGUGCAUUGCCAACGCCUUUGUUGCAGCAACUUGUAUGCAUUUCAGAAAUUAAAGUACCAAAAGCAAUCAACAACACAAGCAAGCAAAAGUAGUACAAAGUGUUGAAAAAUUCCGCUUAAUAACUUUAAAUUUUAAUAAACCAAACAUGACGAAACUUUGUUUAAAAAUGUUUUACUGCAUCUUCAUUUUCCUCUGCAUAAAUGUGCAUUUAUAUGCAGUUACUGGAGCGCCAACUCAUCAUUUAACCAUAAGUGUGGAAGGCGACACACCAACGCUUGUCGUUACUUCUGCUGAAAUUGGCAUAACGCCUGAGGUACUACAACAAACUGCAAAGACGACGAUAACUGCAAAGGGAUUACCACUAACGCCCAUAGCCAAAACAAGCCAAACAAUAACAACAACACCAACUAUAGCGAAACCGGUCUCCAAUACACAACUGUCGAGCAAGAAUGUUGAAGAGUACAGGAAAGAAUUUAAAAAUACAGCACCGAAGCCAAAAAGUAAAUCUAUGAAAUCCCAGUACACAAAGAAAAGACAACAAUUUCCAACAAAGGAUAAGACAAUAUGGCGUGAGAAAAAUUUUAUAAGAGCAACUGAAAUAGAAGUUUCAACAACAACAGCAACAACAACUACACCAGACACUACUUUAGCUACUCUACGUGGAACUAUAGUGACAACUCCAUUAAAUAAAACAUCCACUGAGGGUGCAGUUGAAGUUGCACAAGCUGCAACAGAACCUGUGCCAAAUUUGAGUGAGAAAAAGAUAGGCAGUCGGGAAAAUCAAUAUGAAACCACAGAGUAUGCGACGGUAGAAACCACAAAGAUACCAAUGCCAGGUGUUGUUGCCACUAAAUCUAUGCAGGUGUAUGAAAUAAGUGAGCCAACAACAAUGUCAGAUGCAACAACACUUGGAAACAUGCCACGCGUAAUAGCAACAAAAUCGUUACCGCCAGACGUUCUGGCAACAACUGCGUUGAAAUUGGAAAAUGAAACUAAGCAUAAUACAACCAUUGGACAAACAACACAGUCUACUUCAAAUGCCAUUAGUACAGACAGUGUCAUCAAUAUAAGUGCGAUGAUGUUGACAACGCAACAAGAUGAUGCUAAAGCCAUGCCAAAAGCAAUAGCAGAAUAUGCAACUGAAAAAAUUGCUAAGGAAACUGAUAGUGCCACAACAGCGGCACAAACAACAACUAUAAGAUCGAGAGUAGACACGGCAACAACAGCCAAAAUAGCAACUAUUUUACCUGGAGCUACUCUAAUGGAUGCAGUUGUACAAACGGCGGGAGUUAGCGAAGAGAUAUUAAAGAUGCCGGUAAUUACAACGGAACCGGAUAUAAUGACAACGACAAUCGAGUACACAGCAGCUACCGCAACUAUUGCGACUACUGCACCUACGGCAACAAGAGCUAAAGUUGAAGUGGGAAUCGUUGCACAAUUUAAUGACAGCCAAAUUGAUGAAAUUGUAACAACAAAAGACAGUGCCGACAGCACAAACAAUUUGAAAAACAACAGCAAUGCCAGUAGAGUAACAGCAAAGCAAAGUAAUUUGGAAGCUGUGAAUAUGAAAACAGCCCCCGUGAUUAUGACAACCAAACAUCCAGAGGCAAUAAAUGUGUUGCCUACAAAACAGCAGCGAGAACAAACGCCACAGCAUGAACACCAUCAGGAAGCUGGUAGCAUAAAGCUUAUCGAUUUAGAGAAACAUGAUUUGGAGGCAAUUCAUGCUUUACAACAACAAAAGCUCUACCACCCACUCAAUGACGGACACGAUGGUGUGAAGAGCACUAAAAAGAAGCAACUAAUUGACAAGCAUUAUUUAGUUGAUGUGACAGAUAUGCCAACAACUGAAAGUGGUUUCAUCGCAACAGUGAGACGCAGUAAUGAAUCACAAGUAAUAGCAGCCACACCAACAGCAACAGCAACAAAAACAAUAGUAGCAGCAACAACUGCCACAUCGAAAAAUACCACUCAGGCAUCCACAUCAACAGAAGCGACAUUAAUUGACUUACCAACAACAACAACAACAGUGGCGCUCACAGUGGAGACAACAGCAGCAGCAGAACCAGCAACUAAAAAAUCAAUAUCAAACGACCUUACAGCAACAAAUGGUGCAACAGCAGCAGCAACAGAAGCAGUGAAAGCAACUAAAAGUCCAACAACAACUACAGUAAAGCAAUUAAGUGUUAAUCUGCAACUCGAUAAGUUGGAUCAAACUACAUUUCCAGCCACCUCACCACCCUCUUUAACGACAACUUUCACUCCCGUGCAUAGUGGUUACUUAGGUCCAAUUUUCAUGGGGGAGAAAACUUUUAGCGUUUUGCAUACUGCAAGCCAGCGACCGCAUGAACAGCAUGAGUCUUCAAUUGCCUCAAGAUUGCGGGAUGGACGCAUAGUUGAAAUAAUUGCGCCAACUGCAUUAGUUGAGCAAACAACAGAACAGCAUGAUAAUUUAAAUGAACUGUCAACAACAACAACAACAACAACAACGACAACUGGAAAACCAAGUCUAACAGAAGAAUUAACACCCGUACUCUCAACUACAGUAUUUGAAGUACCAAAGGCUAUAAACAGUGCCACACGUUUUCCCGAAAGAAAGAACUUGUUGAGUGCAGAGAGUAUUGCUGGAAAUGCUGGUAUACCUGCUGCAUUAGAUAAUACAGUACGUACGGAGUCCAAAAUUUCUGAUAUACAAAUUGAAGUCUACGACUCAACAAUUGAUUCAAUUGUAGCUUCUACAAAUUUUAAGGACAAUGAAGGCUAUUAUUCUUUACCAGUGGAAUCAGCUGUAGGUACUACGCGUCCACCAUUGGCAGCGUCCACACAAGAACGCUUUACGCAAUAUGUAGUCGAUCGUGUAGAUAGUUCAACACCAGAAUCUAAUAAUAUAGCAGCAAGUGGCGGUUUAGGCAAGCCCGAGCCGGCAGCUAUAGAAAUACAUAUAAAUGUAUCUGAGGGUAUUGGUAAUGAGAGCGAAGAUCUGGAAUUUUUAUAUAGACAAACAGAUUACAACGCCAACACUAGAAGUAAUAGUUAUAACCAUUAUGCUGCUAAGAACAGAAAUCCGAUAUCGGUUAAGUCUUAUGCAGCCAAUAACGCUGGUGGUGUACAGAAUGGUACCAGUGCCAACGGUGGCAGUGAUGAAGUUUUGGUUGUGGAAAUUAUAGAUACGGGUGAGAAUAGCACUGAUAACUCAGCUAGUGUAGAGAACUUAAAUCCUAUAUUUACUUUUCGUGCUGAUGCAGAUGCGGAUGUUGAACUCAAAGAUGUAAAAUAUUAUAAUCAAAAUGCUUUAGUUAAACCGCCGCAAAUGUCAGAUGAACUUUUUACUGCUGAUGUCAAGCAAAGCGGUAGUGAUGGUUAUUUACAGCCACCGCCACCACCACCACCACCACCACGUAAGCCAAACAUAGAUCGUGAUUCUGAUACUAUUUUCUAUAUAUCAAAUACUGAGGUUAAAGUGGGUGAGUCUCUACCAACACCCAACACCAGUUAUGAGCAGUUGCAACAGCAACUACGUAAGAGACGUCUCGAGGCACAGUUUUUUCCAGCUAAUUACAAAGCACCAACUACACCAACUAAUGUUGGCAAGAUGAGAAAUCCACCCUUGCGUUAUGAAGAAGAUAUAUAUUUAUCACCGUUGCAGCACACCUCAGAUGCGCUGAAGAUUUUUCGUAGUGGCAUAGAUGGCGCACCGCCACUCGACGUUACUUAUGUUGGUGAAUCUGUGAUGGAAGUUGAACAGCAACAACCCAGUAGUAAUAGUGUUGGCGCAACAACAAUUGUAUCUGCACAAGCACCUGAUGUCAUCAUACAACCAGCUAUACUGCCGGAAAUGUCAAUAGGUGUGCCUGUAAUAGGUGAACUGCCGCCACAGAUUGAAUUGAAAGAAAUCGAUUUCAUGCCCGACGAAGCAAAUCAACAUCGCUCAGGCGUAUAUGAGAAUGACAUUGAAGAGAACGUGAAUGGCAAUGAAGUUGACAGACUUGUCGAGUCGUCAAUACAAUACGGUGGCGAUCUGAUAGACGAAGGUGCUGGUGGCAUUGGCUUUGAUGGCGUUGAGGGUUCUUAUCCGUUUGGCAAUCCAGCUACGUUACAUCGCAAUGCGAAACACACCGCGGCAGACUAUGCACACUUUAUACUCAAUCAUGGCGUUAAUAAUUUGCGCAAGGAUGAGUUAAGCGUAGAUGUGGGCAACUCAGCAGAAAUGCAGGUUGGCGAAAAUACCACAUUAAAAGAGUACUUGGCAAAAAACGGUAAUGACACUGCGAUGAACAUAAGCUAUGCUAUUGCUGAACGUAUGGGUAAUGCCACCGCAUUUUCAGUAAUGGAAGAACCAAACCUUGGAGGUGGCCUAGAACUUGAUUUUCAGAAUGUGUACACAUUGUUAAUUGGACUUUUCAUCAUCAUCAUACCGAUUGCGAUAACACUGACGAUGGCUUGCGCAUUGCAGUAA
Teleopsis dalmanni is the source of this 5172-nucleotide messenger RNA. RefSeq names its product mucin-2-like. Lineage: Eukaryota; Metazoa; Arthropoda; Insecta; Diptera; Diopsidae. The transcript is spliced from 3 exons. The coding region runs from base 862 to 5172 and encodes 1436 amino acids. The record is from RefSeq and is a predicted model, not a curated record.